CUGGACCACAGGAGUGCAGCCUGGAAGCAGCAAACCCCGCACGGCAACACCUGCAGACAUUAACUCCUCGUGCUGACUUUAGUUUUUUUUUUCCCAGUAGGCUACACAAAAGAAAAAGAAAAAAAAAAAAACGCGGAUGAAACCGAAGCAACUGGAGCGGAACGAGAGCGUGAGAGCUGCGGGAGUCCGCGGAGAGCCGAAGCGAGACCGAAUUAACAGAAAGUUCUGCGACAGACGACAAGCGGGGACGACGGCAGGUAUCUGGUGGAUGGGUGGAAAAUGGAGGUGAACAGACAAGAGGUUCCUUUAUAUGGACAAGUUGAUGGUUGCAUGUUGCUGCAAGAAGCAGUCCCUGAAGACGGCGAGUUUUAUGUUGUUGCAGAAGGCUCCAGACUUACUCACGUGACCACCGCAAAAAGAGGCAGUGACGAGCGAACUCUUUGUUUCACCGUUCCAGGUCAUGAUCGUGUGGAAGUUGUCUCUGUCACAGCCUACAUCUCCACGAACAAUGGAGUUUAUCCUUAUGAGUGUACAGCUGUCCUUGAAUACUUUAGGAAUACUGCGCAGGACGCAGCAGAGUACCUUAGUGGGGACUGGGACCAGCUUGACCCUCAGAGCUAUCAGGAAGUCUUGAGGAGGUUUCCUUUGUUGGUGCAGGCAGCUGACCAGGAGAUCUGUGGACAGUCAGACUUCAGAGAAAUAGAGACUCAGCUCACAGGAAGUUCAGGUGAUAAUGUUGACCUGAAAAAUCUGGAUGAGACAAUCACUCUGGCCCUGGCUAACAUGGAAUACCCCCAGCAGUGGAAAAACCCUGACAGGGAGCUAAGAGAAGGUCAUGAACAUCAUCACAGAGAAGCCCUUCUUCACCUUGCUGUCCGCUUGCAUUUGGUCCACCUCACUCGCUUCUUAAUUCACCAAACUGCAGGUCAAACAUUGCAGAGCUUACCCAACGAGGAAAGGGAGACUCCGCUCCAGCUGGCCCAGGAGGACGGAUUUGAUUCCACCUUCGGUCCCUCUGAGGCUCCCGUAGGCCCUCCUCUGGGUGUUUUCUGUCUGUGGGCUGACAGCGCCUGCAUGCUGAGGUUUUGUCCAGGAACAGAGUCUGUUUUCCUCACUCUGCGACAGGCUCCCGUUGGCUGCCCCCAGGACGCCAUUAUGGUUCUCAGAGAAAAACUGAAAGACCACAGAAUCUGCAGACAGAUCAACAGUCUGAGAGGGAAACACAGGAAGUGUCACAAAAGUGAAGCUCAUCUGAAUGAUCAAAGUGGGACCAAGGAGCUUCAUGUAGAUGGGAAAGACAUGGUGGACAACGUUUUUGACGAUCCGACGACGUUGUUUUUAAUCGAUACCGACAGCGAAGAGGAAAACUCGUCAUCACUGCCCGUAAAUGGGCGCCCCGGACGGGACAGAGAAGUUCAGAACCAGUUCAGCCAGCGGGCUUCGGACCCUUUACUCUCCGUUGUCAACGACUCAGAUCAGCAGACUCAGGCUUGUGAAGAGGACAUUAAGCUAAAAAUAGAUGAUGUGACGCGUGACAGCACAGGGACUGAUGGCGGCCUGUGGGACCUUCUUCUUGCGACCGACACCCCUCCGCCUCGACCCCGCUGUGAAGAUCUCCUCCCUGGGUCCGUUUCUCUCACACCAGUAGAUCGGGCCCUCACCAGGUUGAGCUGUCGCAGCCCGCCAUUGGAAACCUGCGACAUCAGCCUGGUGGCCCUGGAGGUGGACAGUGAGGAAGAAGCUCCGGGGCCAAAGUCUCUGCUUUCCCGGCUGUUUUCAGAUGUUGGUAGAAGCGAAGAGAAGAAGGAAACGCCGCAUCCAGCUCCCGAUCUCACUUGCACUCGGAGCCAGUCGGCCUCGGCGUGCGAACCCAUCUCCAAAGAUUUGAGUGAGGACGGCGUUCGACUUCGCUCCUAUUCCUACUCGUACUCCAAGUUCUGUCCUAGUCGCAACCCCAGGGACAACCACACGCCGGAAGGUAGCCCUGAUGGCGUUCUCCACAGCGUCAGCCACAGCCGAUCUCUCCUUCAGGCGCUCUCUCUGUCUAAAUCCACCCUGUCUCUGUCUCUGCUCCACCCGGGCAAACAAAGAGCCUCCAGCAUUUCAGAACAGCCCAAUGAUAAAAGAGAGGUUAGGUUCCGUAAGCGCGCCCAGUCCGCUGACGAUGAUGGCAGCACUGAGCUGGCAGAGUCGCUGCAGCAUCUCACCCUGUCUGAGUUUCUCAAAGAGAUUGAAGAAGAGGAGUUGGAGAAGUGCAGCAUUCCAACCAAGACAGAGUCAGAGAAGUAUAAAGUCAUUCGCACAUUCAGCUUUCUGAAGAACAGGAUGUCCAGCACACGCAACAAGAACAAGGGAAAAGGGAAGGACAGAGAAGCCAAGGAUAGGCACCUGAAUGGCCACUGGUUUGGAACGGGUCCCUGUUUAGGUCCCACGCUGUGUGUGGUGUGUGACAAACCGGCUUCUGGAAAGGACCUUCUGCACUGCUCAGGUUGCACUGCUAUUGUCCAUAAGAGCUGUAAGGAGUCUGUUCCACCGUGCUUGAAGAAACUACAAGACAGAUGUGCGAUGACUGUGGAGAAAAGCAAGACAGCGUCUCUUCCACAGAACUUCACAGUGAGAGACAGUCCUUCUCAUUCUGUGAUCCCCAUUUCUGCUUCUCAACCCGUCCUCACCCCAAGGGAGAGGAAGGACACUGGGACACAGUCAUACUCUUUGCCUGGAAGCUUACCCAACAGUGACAGUAUGCUCAGCGAGAGUUCAGAGAUAGAAUCUGAAGCCCUGAGGCCGAAAAGCCAUUCGGAGGAUCUCCUGCCAACUCUGGGCUCCUCUGCCUCUAAUGAAUCAUCCUUCGGAGACGACUGCGUGGACUCGUACAUUCAGACUCACGGCAACAUAUUAGCGGAUUGUGCUGAUUACGAGGCCGAGUCGUGGAGUUUGACGGUGGAGCACAAGUUUUGCAAGAGGCAAGACAAGCGGGCUGUCAAGAGGCAGGAUGUUAUCUACGAGCUGAUGCAGACUGAGCUCCACCACCUUCAGACUCUGCACAUCAUGGCCGAGGUUUUCCGGCGAGGCAUGAAGGAAGAGGUGCAGCUGGACGCGGAGUCAGUGGAGCGGGUGUUUCCCUGCCUGGACCAGCUGCUCGCCUUCCACCACACCUUCUUCGCUGCCAUGAAGGAGCGGCGUCAGAGCUCCGGGCAGCCCCCGGGUCACAGGAACUACCUGAUACAGCAGAUCGGUGACAUCUUGCUCCGACAGUUUUCAGAAGAGAAUGGAGAAAAAAUGAAGCAGGUGUACGGAGAAUUCUGCAGCCAUCACAACGAAGCAGUAGCCUUUUUUAAGGAUCUCAUGCAGCAUAAUAAGAGAUUUCAAAGCUUCAUUAAGCAACAAAGUCAAAACUCUUUGGUGCGGCGGAGAGAGAUCCCAGAAUGUAUUUUGCUGGUAACUCAAAGAAUCACAAAAUACCCAGUGCUACUGGAGAGGAUCCUACAUUACACUCAAGAGCAAACAGAGGAGCAUGCCAACCUUUCCAAAGCCCUGGCUCACAUUCGGGACGCGAUAACGGCCGUGGACGUGAGGGUCAGCGAAUACGAGCGCCACCAGAGACUACAGGAAGUGUGGAACCGCAUGGAGAACCGCAGCGCGGCCAAGCUGAAGAGCGGCAACACCUUCCGCAAGCAGGACAUGAUGGGUCAAACGCUCAGACACCAGGGCAUGCUGCUGUGGAAGACCGCCACUAGUCGCCUUAAAGACGUCCUGGCGCUCCUCCUCACAGACGUACUCGUCUUCCUUCAAGAGAAAGACCAGAAAUACACAUUUGCUACUGUGGACCAAAAGCCUCCUGUCAUCGCGCUGCAGAAGUUAAUAGUUCGCGAAGUGGCGAACGAAGAGAAAGGGAUGUUUUUGAUCAGCGCCUCUUCUGCAGGCCCAGAAAUGUACGAGGUCCACACUUCAUCCAAAGAGGAGCGAAAUACCUGGAUGAGGCUGAUUAGAGAGGCGGUAGAAAGCUGCCCUGAGGAACCGGAGGAAUACGCAAGUGAAUCAGAAGAGGAGAAGCGAACUGCUGAGGCUCGUUUCCAGAAGAUCCUCAAGUUGCAAGAGAGCUUGAUGAGUCAAGACCAGCAGAUCUGCUCCAAUCUGGAGGAGAAGCUGCAGAUCUACACAGAGCUGUCCGCGCUGAGCGGGAGGACGGACGCCGCACUGGUGGAGCCGCGACUGCUGGUGCAGCCUCAGUCAGAGGAGCUGCCGCAGGCCGCUGCGCUACUGUCUGCUGCUCUGCAAGAAGCUGAGAACCUCAAAGCCGCGCUGUCGUCCAAGGCCCGCUCUCUGUCCAGUCACAGCCAGGACUCGGACUCGGUGUUUCCCAUCAGCCCCGCCGCUCUGUCCGAUCCCUCAUCCGACACUUUGGAGGAAAUCGGGGGAAACGGUUUUGACCUUCCGCCUAUGUCUGACUCGCAGAAAAAACACGAGAGUACAGUUGACUUUGAGGCUGCUGAGAGUGUCCAAACCUUGACUCAGUUACUCUACAGUUUGCAGGCUGCCGUAACCAUUCAGGACACUUUCUACGAGGUCCAGAAACUCCUCCUGCAAGUGAGCGAGCUGGCCUCGCCCCGCGGUGCCUGCCUGCACCUCCCAGGGCUCCGCGGCAACUCGCUGCAGGAGCAGGAGAAGCAGCGUAACCUGGAGAAGCGCAAGGAGGAGGUGGCGGCGGCCCAGCGGCUCCGGGAGCAACUGCGCCAGGAGAGGGAGCGCUGGGAGCGAGAGUGCCAGGCCAAGGAGAGCCAGCAGGUGGAGCAGGAGAGCCGGCUGGAGGAGAGGGAGAAGAAGUGCCUGCAGGCUGCGCAGAAGCUGAGGCAAGAGAGAGAGGAGCUGGCGGAGCAACUGGAGGAGUACCAGCUGAGCCUGGAGAGGCUCCGUGAGGGGCAGAGGAGUGUGGAGAGGGAGCGCGAGCGUCUGGAGGACCAACAGAAGCUGCUGCAGGCCUGGAAGCACGGGCGGCAGAGCAGCCUGCCCACCGUGAUACCCCACAUGGUCAUCCCUCUGGAUGUGCAGCAGGCCUCGCCGCCAAAUAACUCCAGACAGCACUCCGGUAACGGCUCUGUGUUUGUGAACGAGGCGGCGUUUGCCGGCGGCAGCGUCAAUAAUCGCCACUUCCACCACAAACGGAACGACCCGAGAGCACACAAUUGUUUCAACAGCCUGUUGGACAGAUCUAACAACAGAGAGUAUCCUGGUGUCACGAGCCCACACGGCACUGGAUACAUCUACACUAAUCCCCUGGGAAGUCUCAAGCACCCAACCAGUGAGCCCAGCUACAAUGGUGACACCUGGAUGUCGACAGCUGACCCCGAUGCGGAGCUCCCACAUCCCAGUGAGCAUCAUCUGGAGCUGAGCACGCUGGUCUCCUUGGAGACGGACAGCGAUCAGGAGGAGGGGAGGGAGGAAAAGAUCGUGUUCCUGUGAACGAUGAACCAUGUCAGACUCAGGAGGUCGACACGCCACCCAGAACCAAUUCCAUCUUACAUUUUGCCUCAAACGCCUCUCACUGCCGUUCUCCUCUCCCAUGCAUCUCAUCUCUUGCGCACUAUAUUUAAUGUUCUGGAAAAAGAUCUUUUAGCUUAGGCUCCACCCUGUACCAAUAAAAAUGUCAACUGCAUGUCUGCAAGACCUACUUCCUCUUGCAACUCCAGUAAAUUACAGAGCAGCUUAGCAAACCUGUUGUCCGUGCAUCUCUGUUGUCUCUCAGUUUAAAGAAAAAGUAACGUCUGACAUGGCUGCAGGAGAAAUGUUGCACUUGUGUUGCUGUGCUUGUUAAAUCAGGGAUCAACACAAAAUAGUAGAAGCAAUCAUUUCAAGUACCACAAAUCCUACUUUAUGAAUAGUUUGGUGGUUUUUGAAGCGAGGUGAUGCUAGCAGAUUGUGAGUUGUUCAUAUUUCAGCUGCAGAUAACUGAUGUUAACACUGAGAUUAAUAUUUCUCAAAGGCUGAAGCUCACAGCCAGCUGGCUAGCUAGGGGAGGCCUGCUUAUAGCAGACAUUUUCUGUCCUUCAGUCCCAGAAAUGUCAUAGUGGUUUAGGAAAACACUACAUAUGCCUUUGUUAGGUUUGCAUCGAGUGGAUAUUUAAACGGUAGUCGAUGAUUAUUUACACAGGAAAUGAAAGAGGAAGGUGGUGCACCACCAAUGAUCUUCCUGUGUGAAACGUGUGCUGUACUGAGUACAGAAUAGAAAAGUAAGGCAGUUAAAAAAAUGAUAAAAUAGGGUUCACUUAAACUGCCAUAUAUAUUUUUUAGAUUUUUUAAAAAUAAUUAUUUUACACAGUUUUUGUUUAUAUCACCCAUUUAUCAACGAAUGUGAACACUUUCAGUUUGACUUGCUUUGAAUAGCUUAGCCCUGUUGGCCUUUAAACUCUGAGGAUUUCUUUUGUUUUCUAAAAAAAAAACACUUACUGACAUGACACAUCAGCAACAGAAACCAUCUCCGGUUAUCUCUAUGAUAUUAACUUCAUUUUUAAAAUCCAAACUAAGUCUUUAAGAUGGCAGUGUGAUUGAAAUGUUUUGGGGGUUUUUUAAUUGCCAUAUAUUCUUUAAACAAUUUCUGCAUUUAUUUAACAAAGACCUUUGGUUUGUAAAUACGUGAGGCUACCUUCACUUUGCCUUAAAUGUAAAAAUAAUUUGUGUUUUGGGCAUUUCUGGCGAGAAUUUAGUUAAAACCACAAUUCUGCUAACUCACCCAACCCUGCAUGCAUAGAAGGCUUUUGUUUAUUCUGUUAUAUUUUAUGACAAAGAGAAAACGUGUCAAGCCUUACAGGUUGUAAACCAUCCUGAGAAUAUUUUUGAAGUUCCCAGAACAAUUCAAAGUUGCCUUCCUGACGCUGUUUUGCUUACUUCUGAGCGAUUGCACUUGAAUAUUCAUGUUGUGCAUUUACAUGCAGUUUCUCCAGAGCAUUUUGCUUUCUUAAAACAGAUCUGUGCCAAUGCUUUAGCCGUGUCUCGUUGUUUUUACCUACACUAGAAGACAGAAAAUUAUUCAGUUUUUCUGUUUUGUCUUAUGUUUGCUGCAAGGGCAGUGAAGCAGUGGCAGUAUUUAAUGUGGUAUUUAGUAAAAUGUACAGAAAAUAUGUUUAUUAUUUAUUUAUUGCAUAACAAUUUAUGUUUUACUGUUGUUCUUUUUUUUCUUAAAAGGAUGAAUUGUACAUAAUUGUGUAACUGUGUGAACGUCGUCAUUUCAUGAACGUUAAAUAAUCACGCGUAUCGAUAAAAUGUCAUUGGUGGCCUCCCGAGAUGCGAGUUUUGUUUUCCUUUUGGCAUGUUGCGUAACAAAAGUCCACUUUUGUUUGUCUAUUUCAAUAAAACGGCACAAACGAGUGACGUAGCCGCAAACAUCA
Poeciliopsis prolifica (blackstripe livebearer) is the source of this 7382-nucleotide messenger RNA. RefSeq names its product Rho guanine nucleotide exchange factor (GEF) 28a (gene arhgef28a). Gene Ontology annotation, molecular function: guanyl-nucleotide exchange factor activity. Gene Ontology annotation, biological process: regulation of Rho protein signal transduction. The record is from RefSeq and is a predicted model, not a curated record. The transcript is spliced from 36 exons. NCBI's taxonomy places the organism in Eukaryota, Metazoa, Chordata, Actinopteri, Cyprinodontiformes, Poeciliidae. The coding region runs from base 280 to 5460 and encodes 1726 amino acids.